Molecule: messenger RNA, 468 nt
Organism: Theileria annulata
Lineage: Eukaryota; Apicomplexa; Aconoidasida; Piroplasmida; Theileriidae
Product: 60S ribosomal L24 protein, putative
Exons: 3
Coding region: 1-468 (155 amino acids)
Biological process (GO): cytoplasmic translation
Cellular component (GO): cytosolic large ribosomal subunit
Molecular function (GO): structural constituent of ribosome; mRNA binding
Source: RefSeq, a predicted model, not a curated record
AUGAGUUCAGUCACUACUACUAUUAAGACAGAGCACUGUAACUUUACUGAUUACAGGGUUUACCCUGGCCGUGGUAAGAAGUUCGUAGCUCGUGACGGAAAAGUUUACUUUUUUAUCAACGGCAAGUCAGCGGCAUUCCACAAACGUAAAGUUAAACCCGCCAAGCUUAAAUGGAAUCUGGCAUGGAGAAAGGCUAAUAAGAAGUUUCAAACUGAAUUGUUCAACAGAAAACGCUCAAAGAAGACUUCAAGACCACAAAAGGCGAUUGUUGGCCUUUCGCUAGAUGAUCUUAAAUCUAAACGAUCUCAGGCAACCAAACCUGCCCCUAAGCUUAAUGUUAAACAAUCUUUAUUGAUGGACACUAAGGACAAGAACAGGAGGAGCUUCGACAAUUCUAAGUCUCACCAGCCUACCACCUCAAAGUCGAACGUUCCAAAGAAAUUACAAAGGGCAACUGUACGAAAUUAA